This is a messenger RNA of Osmia bicornis bicornis, 9768 nucleotides long. RefSeq names its product fez family zinc finger protein erm-like. The transcript has 6 exons. Lineage: Eukaryota; Metazoa; Arthropoda; Insecta; Hymenoptera; Megachilidae. Gene Ontology annotation, molecular function: DNA-binding transcription factor activity, RNA polymerase II-specific; RNA polymerase II cis-regulatory region sequence-specific DNA binding. The record is from RefSeq and is a predicted model, not a curated record. The coding region runs from base 783 to 2603 and encodes 606 amino acids. Gene Ontology annotation, biological process: regulation of DNA-templated transcription.
GACACUCGCUUCGCCGAAAGAUAUUUUAAUAUAAAACGUAUACACCUGUAUCUAUAGAUAUAUAUAGAGAGAGGCACACACACACACGCGCGUGACGCGUGUCUAUAGAAAAGGCAUAUAAGAUAGACGUAUAGAUACGGAGCUGUUUUGUAAGCGAUCGUGCAACGACAUCUAGAAUUAAAAUAACCGCCCCCUCAAUCGCGCCGCGAUAACCUCUGAUCGGAAUCGACGUUUCCGCUAGAGCUGCUCUUCGCCGGACUCACCGGACGGAAGUGGCGCAUAACCUGAAUCGAUGCGACAUCAACAGCGUUGAACGAGGAUUGUUCUUCCGAAGAGAUCCACCCGCGAGAGAGGACCAAACGAAAAAUUCAAUCGCGUUUUGGUUAAUCGUCUAAGGGAGACCCGAGGAGGAGGAGGAGGAUGCAGUGAACCAUGAGGAACAACUACUUAGGUUGAAAGAAAUUCGUCAGAGAAUCGAAUCGCAUCUCCGGUUCCUGGUGGCCUCCACGGAGACCACCAGGACGAUAUUUUACAUCGACCAAAAGGACCGUCGUCUGUUCUCCAACGUACCUCGAAGGAUCCUCUUCGAUCAGUGAAGCUGGGACGAUAAAUAAUUCAGAAAUAGGAAACUUGUGUCGAGACUUGAUGCGCCACUCGGUGUUUCGUAAACCGUCUACACCGAAGAGCCGUAAAAUCGCGCGGACGUUGAAGCAGCUCGGUUAUCCGCGAGCUUUUCGCUAAAUUUUUUUGAUCGAAGAUAAGAGAAGAAAGAGGAGGGCAAGAUGCCGCGCUGUUACAUGGUGAAGAAGGCCCUGUGCAACAAGUACAUAAGCAGCGUUGCCAGAGGAUUCGAAAGCUGGGGUCGUGGAAGGAGCCCGCCAUCGCCAACCACCAUGCAGAUACCAGUCUCGCCCAUAGAAGGCAGCGUUGCACCCCCUGUUGCUCAAGAGUACCUGAGCGCGCAGUCCCAGGAAACGAGAGCGACGACAGGAAGGAAAACAGCGGAGCAAGAGGUAUCCAGGGAGAGGCUAAACGAGCCGAGCAAUGGGAACGCGACAUCCACGUCGAACGCAUCGAGCAAUGCCAUCAUCGUCGCGACGGAAGCUCCAGCGAUCGCCGCACGGACAGAGACGACGACGACGACGGUGAUUACCUGUACCACAGGUUCCUCCUCAAUAAUUAUCCCAGCAGCAACAGAGUCCAUCGGUUCCAGCGUCGAGAAUACGACAAUGGUGACGUCCGCGUUACCGUUCACCGCACCCAGAUCGCCGUCCAGUACAGUCACGGAACAACAGAUGAGCGUGCUUCAUCAUUUACCACCGGGAGAGCCGUCUCCUCCUUCGAGUACAGCGACGCCGUAUCAUCUGGAAGAAAGCACCAAUCAUUCGACGUCCGAAUCGAGGAUAGGGUCCGAUUGCAACGUCGUCGUGACCAACUACGCGUCCUCGAUGUUCAAAGAUCGUUCCGCAGCCGAAACGGAAGCCGCUCAUGAUCUGUUAGAAUUGUCGAGGUCUCUGCCACCCUUGCCACCUCCCAGCGUCGCCAUCGGACCACAAAGCGUAAUCGAGACUCCCGCGACCGACAUCCAAGAGAUGACCGUCUACCAACCGGACCAACCGAUCUACCAAGUGAACACCAUCGACUUAGCCAGCUCCACCGUGUACACCCAUCACCAACAACAGCAACCACCCACCGCGAGCAUCAUCUACGAGCCAAGCGCGACGAUCGUUCAGCAAACGGGCAGCGUGUUCAUACCUCUGUCGCCGGUGCAGGAGAUCCUGCUGACCUACAGCACACCGUCCAUCCCGUGCACGCCGAUCGUUGCCCAGCAACCGCCGCAACCGCCACCGCUGCAGCAACAGCAGCUUCAACAACACCAGCCCAUCGAGACUGCGCCACCGCUCACGCCCCCUACCUCCGAGUGCAGCAGCGACAUAGAGAACAACAAUCCCAAUUCGCAGCCCAGCCAAAAGGACAAGGAGGUACAGACGGUGACCGAGCAGACGGAAGUAAAACCGGCCAGUUAUACCUAUGACACUCUACUGGUGGCCGAUGGAAGGUCGAAGAACAAGAAGAUCGCGCCCAGUCAGAAGAACCAGGAGACCGAACCCAUCGAGACACCGGAGACGUCCAAGAUCGGUCGCUACGUCUGUUGCGAGUGUGGUAAACAAUACGCAACAUCCUCGAACCUGUCGCGGCACAAGCAAACCCAUCGCAGCAUCGACUCCCAGUCGGCGAAGAAGUGCAUCCACUGUGGCAAGGCGUACGUGAGCAUGCCCGCCCUGGCGAUGCACGUGUUGACACACAAGUUGACGCACAGUUGCGGCGUCUGCGGCAAGAUGUUCUCCAGGCCUUGGUUACUGCAAGGUCAUCUCAGAAGUCACACCGGGGAGAAGCCAUACGGUUGCGCCCACUGCGGCAAGGCGUUCGCCGAUCGGUCCAACCUGCGCGCCCACAUGCAGACCCACUCGGCCGAUAAGAACUACGAAUGUCACAAGUGUCACAAGUCGUUCGCGCUCAAGUCCUACCUGAACAAACACCUGGAAUCGGCAUGCCAGAGGGAGAACGACGAGAGCAGCAACGACGUCGAUACGCCCCAGUAACCGUGUUCCUUUUCGAUGGACGCUUGUCGACGCUGGGGUCUUUGAUCUUCAUCCGUCAGGUUCGCGUGAAAGAAGCGUAAAACCUUCCUGGACGAUGGGUCAAUUCGAUAACUUCAGCGACGACGGUGGAAUUCCUUGCUUCAACUUCCUCGAAAACUUUUCGAGAGCAUCGAAGUUCAGAACUACACACGAGGAGGAAGGUCCGUGAAGCGAGGCAAUCGAGCGUUUCUUGUCGUCAUCGUUGAUGCCACAGGUGAUCUUUCGCCUUUCGAACAGAAAUCUUCAUCGUCGUACGGCAUCCGACGCGAUCUGGAUAUGGGUAAGCGAACGAUGGUUCAUUAAAUUCACGGUCCAUGUGAAAAAAAAAAGAAACGGUUCGUUAGAAACGACUGGGAAUUUCAUCCCCUUGGAUUUUAUAAUCAGAGAAAGGAAGAAGAUCCGAAGGGGUUAAAAUUCCAAAGAAAGAGGAGAAAGUGUUUUGAACGUACAUACAGGGAUACUGUUUAAGGCUACGCUUAAAAGGAACGGCGAUUUUCUUGGCAUCGAUCGCGGACACGAUGCGAUUCAAACGGCAUUCCUCUUGUCCCUCCGCACUCAACGGAAAUCCGUUCACCGUCUGGUAAUCGAUAUUCGAAACUCGAGGGAAACGAAACGAAACGGCAAUCGUUCGUUCCUAAUGCUUGCUCGCGAUUAAGAAUCGACGAGGCUUUUUCGGUAAAUGCGGCUACAGCCGAAUUGAUGCAAUACUAUCGAGGGACCAUCAAUUUGUGAGUAAAAUUCAUUUCGAUACGACGAUCGGGUCGAGAAUCAAAGAGCUUUUUCGAGGAUAGACAUAAACAGCUUCGGAUUCUCAAGCUUUUAUCGUUAACUACUUUAUCCUCUUCGAUACUCGAAACUUUGGACAAACUUGGCCACGAUCAUCCUUUUAUCUUGUCUUCUUCGUUUUAUAAGAAACCUGUGUCUAUUCUCUUUACCUGGAACAGCAAACACUUUGUACUUUAUUCGAUUAGUUGAUUUAAGAUAUUUUAUUUGAUCGUUUACCUGGAUUUUAGGAUAAACAGCGUACCUGAAUUUCGUUAGAUAAAGGUAAAAAUGCUACUUAAAUGUUUCGUUCUAAUAUUCUGUAUGGAAAAUGGCCGAUUCGUGGUGGACGGUUAGGCGAAAACUUUUCUCCCAAAUUAGAAAUUUCCUCGAGACGUCUGGGAAGCGUCGUUUUUCCGAAAGUUCUAUCGACGCCGUCGGCGUACAAUGCAGGUAGAGAGGGGCAGAGGGCACACGUCGAAGGUUUUCAUCAACAUUUCACGUGAACUGGACCACCUGUUGAAUGCAGGAAUGACCAUUCGGUGGCAAAAGGGUCGCUCGUUCUGCUUCCCUGAAUUAUAGAACGUCCUCCUGUAAUUUCCUCAUUGUUAAAUACGCGAACUGAAUCGCGAUUCCGUCGCUUUCAAUCGUCGAAUGUAAACGUUAGACCAUCUUCGUUCCGAUGAUUUCUAGUCCAUAUGCUCUUUCAAUCGCUAUCCUAGUCGUAACGCGUUAUUUCCUUCUAGUCUAUUUAAUCUACUCGUUUAAUUAUAUCCAAAGUACUUGAAGACUCCAAAUUGUCCAUGUGAUAUUAAUUUAGUAUUUCCUCGUCGAGUAAGGCACGACUUGAAAAACAGAAGGAACAAGAGGAAUGCCGAGCAAUGAAAUAAAAUAAAAUAAAAUUGUCUGGUCAAUGGAAAACCAAAGAGAAAAAUAAACUGAGGAAGAGGAGAAGAAGAAGAAGAUGAAGAGACUUACCCUCUAGUCAGCGAGCUACGCUUGAAAUGUAUCGUUUUAUCUUAGGUUGCCCUACGAUAAGGGGGCAGGCGUAUAUAGUCAGGGUGGAAAUUUUCAUUUCGUUCGUCCGUGUGUUGCUUUCAUCGUGAAAAACCGCGUUUUUUAUAUCACGUAGAGAUAUUUUGGUACGAGACAUUUUCAGCGAUUAGAGACGAAAUAGGGUUGACGAAUGAAUUGCGUGUAAAUCGGUUUAUUCGCGUAGAGUAAUUUAAAGGACGCGAACCGGAGAGCUUUAGCGGUGUUUAAGUUGUAAAAUGCAUAGAUCAACCCGCGAGUGAUUCAGAAGAUAUAUUAAACAGGCUAUCGUUCUGAAUCACCUGCGCGUUGCUUAAUAAAUAAGUUUUAAAGUCAGAAAUAGACUUGCCUAACGCUUUCUAAUAAGACUUAGAUUAUUAAACCUCGUGGCUGUUGACUUGUACAUAAAUCCCGUUAUUUUUUCACGUUCUUAUUAAAUGAUUUAGCAUUUAAGCGUAAGGUUCCUAGUCAUGGCGAUCGUUACAUUUAUAUUUUUUCGUGAUCGUUUUCAUUCGUACGAGUUAAGCGAGUCUGGUUCUGACUGAGCUCUAAUGAAAAAAAAAAUGAAGAAAAAGGGAACAGCGUUAUCCUGAUAUCGUUCUGUGCGUUCGUUUCUACGGGACAUUAGCAGUAUUUCUUGUCCUGAUUCGUUGAAACAAGAAUCGAUCUGGUUAAAGUAGGUCGUACGCAAUUUCGUCGCACCCUUUAACGAAUUAUUAUUAUCCACAGUUAAAAAAAAAAAAGAAACAGUCUCGUCUUCACGCUGUAUUACGAUACUCGACAGUCAAUCGAAUCUCUAAUUAAUUAGAGUUAACCUCGUAACGAUAGUCAAUAAUAAAAACAAAGGAUAAUGAACUGUAACGUUAUCUCGAGGCGAAUCGUUCCGCGUUGCGGCAACGAACCGCGGUGCAGGGAAACUUUUUAAUCAUCGUCGACAUAGAUUUUCAACUUCAUCAAUUAUCACAGAAGCGGAUAAUUCUCUCUAGAGCUCUUGCUCCGUCGCUCGACGGAGGAGAUCGAAAAUUCACCUCCUCUCUUAGUACGUUAAAUUUUACUCUAUUUCGUAUAUACAUAUUUUGUUGGUCGCGUGACAGAGUGAAAUUUCGACGACGAUCGUCGGCUCGCCUCGUACGGCGAAAGGCUUUCGGUUCGUUGCCGUUGUCGACGAACGUUUCGCCGUUUCAAAGAUGUUCUCGAAAUGAAUAGCGCAGCUUCGGGGCUUGCCGACGCGAUUUCCUCGACGCUUUUCUCGACAGAGAAAGGACACGAUAACGCGUGGAAUUCAUUGAACGAGCCGGGGGAGAAACGGUAUCGCAAGCCGCAGAACUGAACUCGCGAAUACAAACUAACGUUAGAUCGUCGCCGUAGUGUACUUGAACGCAAACAGAGAAAAAAAUACAAAAAAAGAAAAAUGAAAAAAGAGGUGGUAAUUAUUAACGAUAUUAACGGACAGUCGACACUAUUUUUUAGAUAUUGAAAUACGAUUUAAGCCAGGACCAAGGACGAUCAUGCCUCGUACGUUUCUCGGUCCAGAGGAGAGCUUCUUGUGCUUUUGUCCGGGAUAUGAAACACGCUUCUUUCUAUCGGCUGUUGCGCUAACAAUUUCCGAUCGAACCAAUGAGAAAUCGUGCACGUGUACGACGAUGGUCCGAGCGAUGCUUAAAAUCUUCAGUCACGAAACAAGAAUUGCACUGACCUAGAACAGGGUAUUUUAAAAAAUUAAAUACGCUUAGCGUUUCUUUCGUAGAGGCAAGGUGUCCUCGGAUUACCGACAAAAAGAUCACAGCAAUAUACAGGGUAUUAAAAAAUCCCUAAAAACCUCUACACCGUUGGAUAGAUCACAAAAAAUCGAAGCGAAAAGUUCUGUAGCAUUUUUCGAUGGGAUCAGUAGUUUAGCCACAUUUCGUUGUUGAAAAUUGAAAAUAUUGACCAAAUUGAGUCUCCACUAGACUCUCGGCGCAUGCGUAAGUGCGACGCACAGCGGCGCAUGCGUAAGUGCGAUGCACAGCCGCGCAUGCGUAAGUGCGAUGCACAGCGGCGCAUGCGUAAGUGCGACGCACAGCGGCGCGGCUCAUCAGCGGCACAGGAGGUUAGUUCCCUACUCCGCAUGUCAUGCCACUUUUCAAUUUUUCAAUUUUCAACAACGAAACGUGGCUAAACUAGUGAUCCCAUCGAAAAAUGGUAGAGAACUUUUCGCUUCGAUUUCUCGUGAUCUAUCCAACGGUGUAGAGGUCUUCAGGGAAUUUUUUAACACCCUAUAAAUGUAAAAGCUUAUCCUUAAUUUGAGAACACCCUGUGUUGUAUGGUUCGAGGUAACUCGACUGUUUGCAACAGGUCAGCUUAAUUAAUUUAUAUAAUCCAAAGGAAAUCUAUCUUGUUAAGCUAAAGCACACUCUUGUUACUUAAACGCCUUAUCACGGGUAAUUGAUCUAUAUUCGUGACAAUUUUUUUUUUAACGCCAGACACCGUAUCGUUUCGUUUUCAUUUAUUUCCUUCUUUCCUUUACAUCAUAGCUAAUUGCCCGGAGUUGCGUCGUACUCGUUACCGUCACGAAGCCUCGCUUAACAGAAUUUUCUAGUAGAUAAAAAGCAACCGACCCUUCCCAAGCACGAUUAAACGGUACCGUUGAUAUAAUGAAAGGAUACUUAUUGCCCCGUAGAUGUAAAGUUUGCCCGAUGGAUAAGUACAUUAAUGAAAAACGAGAAGAGAUUCUUUUCAUAGUUCUAUCGUGGCGAAAGGCUGAUAUUAUCGUUUCGACGCGUCGCUUAAUUAAAUAUUAAAAGAUUCUACAGAGGACCAAAGUACUUAAAACAUAAACUGUACGCCGAAACCGUGGCGCUCUUAAAACAGCGUUAAAUGUAAUUGAUAUCGCUUUCGUGCUGAUACACGUUGUCGAUAUACAACGGAAAUCGAUGGAAAAAGUGAAACAGGGAAAGAUCAAACGAGAAAUAAGCACAGAGCUUGCUGUUAACACGGUUAAAAAAAAAGAGAACAACGAAAAACAACGUGACAAAAAUUAUUGUCCGUGUACAUGUAACUUAAUUAAUUAAUUAAUUUCCUAGGGGACAGGCGCACGAUAUGCUAUGUGUAUAUGUGUAUGUACCAUGUAUGUUAGUCGAACAUGUUCUACGCAGAAACAUUUUCGCGGCAACGAUUGCCUCUGAUUAAUUUCAAAACGUUGCCGCACCAGUCGCCUGGAAAACGAGAAAAUGAAUGAUUUAAUCCGUCUAGCUCGUACAAUUGUUCAUUUCCUUUAGUACUUUCGAGAUUGAAAUCGUAAUUUAAUGCUUACACUGUAUACACGUAUUUAACCUUCCUUAUGCCUCGAGAGUCUUUACCAUAGAUUGAUACCGUUUCACGGAUCUUGCGAUUAUUAUCGAUCAGACUUCCGCUUCGUUUUCAAGGUUUUCUAAAUCUGUAGGUUAGAACGACGUUAUUCGUUGCGAGGCAGGGGAACGUGAAAAAUAAAUUAUCCAUUGCACGUUGAACGGGUAAUUUGCGGGCCACGGAUAAGAAAUAGGUUAACCUUUAAUAAAUGCAAUUAUGAAAUUAAUUAGAGCGCGAUCCGAGCUCACCUCCGUAUACACGAUAAUUUAGAAUUUCGCUCGAGUUUCAUGCAGAGUCGAUAAGUACGAAAACUGCACGUAAACUAAUGCCGUCGGAAUCGUUUCACAUUCACAUACGCGCGCGCACGCUGAACCAGCGGAACGAGCUGAAAAAUGUAAAAAAAAAAAGAAAAACAAUAAACCAGGAGAGAAGCAGGCAUGAUCAUCAGUAAACCUGGCUUUUGUGAAAAGGACAAAAAAAAAUGAGGAAAAAGAGGAAAAGAUGACAAAAAAAAAGGGAAAAACGUAAAGUAAAGAAAAAACAUAGAGUUUAGAUUAGUGUGAUACAAGGUACGACAAAGCAAUAAUUUAGUGAUUGUAUGAUAUAUUUGAUUAGUGACUUAGCGAGCUAAGUUUAAUGGUAAACUUUCGGAACUUAUAAAUACCUACUUGAUAAAUAUUAUAGUUUUGUAGAAACACUGAGAAUAUUUGCCACUUGAGAGAUGAGAAGAAAAAAAAACGCUGUCUUGGGAUCAAAGAUAUAGCGACAAACGUCGAGAAAGAAUUAGUGAAAUGUGCAAUCUAUGGUCGGCUUACAUGACCCACGAUAAUGUUUUUUAACCAUUUUCUUAACCUCGAAAUUUUCCUCUGUUUCUUUUCAAAUUGCGCGUCGACGAGGAUUCUGCAACAAAUUGAAAAGUAAAUGAUUUUUAUCUUUCAAAUUGUUUCUAUAAAAAAAAUUCAAACCACUAUAGCAAUCCAAGCGAAACAGUAUUUUUACCGAUGCGCGAAUCGUGUUGGUGCCAAAAUGUCAUUAUGAUUCGAUGAUCGAUUGCUUCGAAGAAUCACAGAAACUCAAUAAAUGGAACAAUUAAGGUGCUAAUCUGCAAUACAAAGCGGAAUAAGAAUUUUAAUGAUUCGUGAACAUUCGCGAUCAGAAAAAAUGGCGAUGUAGGGGAAACAGGAAUUCUUAAAAUCUUCAUUUCGACGAUACUAAUAAUUAAUAGUAAUAUAGAAACAAAAUAAUACAAUUUUUAAUUAUUAUAUAUUAUAGAAUUUAGUAUAUAACUGAGAAAUAUAAAUAAUAAGGUAAAUGGUAAUUCAAAUUUUCCCGCGUAAACCUUUACAUACGAGUGGUGGGGCGCCACGGAUCUAUAUAUACGGGACCUUCUCCCCUGCAUCGUCAUUCUCUCCGAGGAUGCCCAUGGGUAAGGGUUGUAACGUAAGGUAUCGCUUCUUCUGGGGAAGCCUGAUUUGACCGUUUCAACAACGCGUAUACAACAGGAAUUUGGAAUAGGACUGAAUUCUUCCCAACCAAGAUGUGAUACUUUGCUUUCCAAGACCAAAUCUGCAGCAAAUUUCAAUAGCACGGUGACUACAGAUCUAUAAACUGAACAUGCCUUUGUUUUCGAGGGUCAUGAUUCAGGGGAUCCUAAACACCCCCAGGACCGCCAUAAUUUCAAAAUUCGACACCAGAGCCAUCUAUUCAAAACUGGCGGAAACUACUGGAUGAUAUACCGACCUAGAUUUUUGGGGUCCCAGGCACCCCAGUGCACAGUUAGGGCUAUAUCUACAGAACACAGUUGGUAUGCCAAUCCUUCUGUUUCACCAGUCCUUCGUUUACCGCACCUCCCACAGACUAUUGCAAACAUACAAUAUUUACUCCCUCUGACUCUAUUUUUUAUAAAUUAAUUAAAAUAAGUACAAGACCAAAACAUUAUCAAAAUAAUUGUAAGACAAACUUGUAUUCACUUUAUGCUUAGUAAAUAAAUCAUCUUAAAAAGCAA